AUGCCCUUAAGGUGGCGUAACGUUUUCCCAAAAUGGUACUCUGGGAAGCGAGAUGAGGCUCUUAGAUCAACCCUUAUCAAUCCGAGAUUACACACGUUUCCAUCCACAUCAGCUGAUGAACGACGAGCUCGCGGAGCACGAAGCAUACGAAGACGCCCUUAUGGAGUUGGGCACAUAGGUAAGAUUAGCUGGGAAGUGCCCUACAUCCCUCCAGAUCACAAGACGCUGAAGAAGCUGGGCAACUCGCGGUUACUGCCUCAGAAUCGUCUCAUCAUAAACACUUCUCAAUUUAAACUACCAGAUGUCGACAAAGAACAUGCAGCGGAAUCAAAAAACGCAAACGAUUCGAUAUCGGACUCGGCGGAAGGCUUGCCCGAUGGAACUAUCAGAUUAAAAGGCUCUACAUUGGACUAUAUGGGCCGCGUCGAAGUUGCCCAGAAUGGCCAGUGGGGCACUGUUUGCGGAUUCCAAUGGGAUCGUGAUGAUGCACAAGUUGUAUGUAGACAACUUGGCUAUCACGUGGACAGAGUUAUUGCACUGUCACGGCCCGAGUUCGGUCCAGCCGACGACUUGCCCGUCUUCUACAAUCAUGUAGGCUGCAAGGGCAACGAAAACAGCCUAGACGACUGUGCCUCUAAGGUGGACUUCAGCAAAACGGGUCAUGUCUGCAAUAGAUGGCGUCAAGGAGCUACUGUCAUCUGUGGCUGUCCAACAGAAACACCUGAAAAUGGACUCAGACCACGAUGUAUGGUGUCGACCCAGUAUCCCUUCGACUCGUACUCUUGUAAAUAUUCGUGUGGCAAAGGAUACCGGCUAGAAGGGCGCAAUAUGCGCUACUGCCAGAAUGGACAAGUUUGGGAUUCAGAGCUGCCUUCCUGCGUCAAGAUUGCCGAUCCACCGGCGAAAGACAGAGUUUUAAUUCGAAUGUCAAGAACACUAAUAAGUCCCUAA
Molecule: messenger RNA, 951 nt
Organism: Oikopleura dioica
Lineage: Eukaryota; Metazoa; Chordata; Appendicularia; Copelata; Oikopleuridae
Source: the annotation of a GenBank genome assembly